Messenger RNA from Symbiodinium sp. CCMP2456, 1205 nucleotides. The record is from the annotation of a GenBank genome assembly. NCBI's taxonomy places the organism in Eukaryota, Dinophyceae, Suessiales, Symbiodiniaceae.
AUGCGAAGCGCAUCGCAUGUCUUGGUCAUUCCAAACGCCACGGUCAGUAUAUACACGAGGCUGUGGUGCGUGUAUGAGGCUUACCUAGGCACUUGCUGGCAUAAGACUUGCCUUAUGCCUACGCAGCCUCGACAGGUUGUUCAACGGUCUGUUGUCGCAUACACAGUCAUCUUUCCGAUUGGACUGGGCUUGCUAUUGGGAUCUCUUUGGUUGGCAUUCGUUUCUUCCCAUUUCGCCCUCUCUUACAGCCUGGCCACUAUGCUCAUGUUCGUGAACGUCACGGGGACAGCAUUGUGUUUCCUCCUGUCGCUAUUGCUGAAAUUGACCGUUUUCCAGUUCGUGAAGACCUGGCGCGUCUGGAUGAAGAUGAUGAUCGUGCGCACUCUGCAUAUACUCUUGCUGCCCCUAUGCACAGCCGUUGCCUGUGCCUGGUACAGCAUGAAGACACGCAGCUUCUCUACGCCUUGGCAACAUUUCCUGCACUAUUUCAUUCCAUUGGCACUGGUGCUGUUCAACUUGCUGCGCAUCACUCAGCUGAAUCAGCAACGCUUGGAGGGUCUGGAGCUCUCAAGACAGGCCUCGCAUUUACAUGUCCAGACGCUGGACGAGGCAUCCUGCACCAACCCGAUCGAUGAGCAGCGCAUUCGAGAGGACAUUCAGGGGCAUGAGGCCGAAGUGGACAUCACCAUCCGCGUGCUUAUGAAAGCCGGAGCCUACAAUGAUGCCCUUCGAAAUGCCUUCGAAGCGGGGUUUGACAUCUCCGGAGUUGGCAAUACAGACCUCUUGGCAAAGAUGGGUACGGCAACUCUGCUCUGGAUUCUGGCAAUUGUGGAUUCUGCAGGCUUCGCAGACAAUUACUUUUCCUGUAGCAUUGGCAGCGUAAGCUGGCUCUACCUGUCCAUUGCAACAUCAGUCGUGAUGACGAUCACUCUCCCGGUUUUAAUUUGGCGACUGCACCUCCGUGGGAAUCACCACAGCGCUUUCGCUGUUAAGGUGUGGAUGAAUGCCGCGUCGUUAGCUUUGGGCAUCCCUCUUCUGGUGCAGAUAGAAGAGCACCUCCUGCAUGCAAUGCAUUUCAUGGAGGAGGCCGACACAGUAGGCCAGGUUUCGCAUCACCACGAGCAUUGGUGCCCGCGUUGGUACGGAUGGUUCAUGGUGGCGUGCUUCAGACCCGUCGUCUCUGUUCUGGCGGCUGUCGCAGCCGU